AUUUCGGGCUGGGGCGCACUGGCAGGCGAUUGUGGGUCGCGUAUUCUCCUUACGAUACAAUGUUGCCGCGUUUGUAUCUGUGACGCGCUUGGGAAUUAUUGGUGGGGACGAGAAUUUCGGAGGGAAUACUAUGCUAGGAGGAGGGAUGAGCGCCCGUUGACUGUUAUAACUGGAGCCCAGCUAUCCAUAACCAAGAAGAAAUCCAUUAGUUUAUAGACGGGGGAAUUCCUUUACGUAAAAAAUUAGAAUGAAAGAACCUUUGGAUGGUGAAUGUGGCAAAGCAAUGGCACCACAACAGGGGCUUCCGGACAAAAUUAAAGAAGAACCUGACAAUGCUCAAGAGUAUGGACAUGCCCCAAAGCCAAAAACUCAAGAAAGUGAACUGAAAAUUAGUGCUGUGUUUUCAGUUAAUGACAGUCCUCUUGCUCAGCAGUUGACCCCAGGCUUUCAGUUUCCUCUUGCAUCAUCUGGUCCAAAUAGAUGGCUUCCUUCAGUUCCAGUUGUAGCUGUUUGUUCUGGCUGUAAAAAACUGCUCUACAAGGGGCAAACUGCGUAUCAUAAGACAGGAUCUCCUCAUCUCUUUUGCUCCAUGUGGUGCAUCACCAGAUAUCCUUCACCUGUCUGCCUACUACCUCCUCCCAAGAAAACCUGCACAAACUGCUCGAAAGACAUUUUAAAUUCAAAGGAUGUGAUCACAACCCAAUUUGAAAAUUCUUCUCCCAGCAAAGAUUUCUGCAGCCAGUCAUGCCUUUCUUCUUAUGAGCUAAAGAAAAAACCUGUUGUUACCAUAUAUACCAAUAGCAUUUCAACUAAGUGCAGCAUGUGUCAGAAGAAUGCUGAUAUUCGAUUUGAAGUUAAAUAUCAAAAUGUGGUACAUGGUCUUUGUAGUGAUGCUUGUUUUUCAAAAUUUCACUCUACCAACAACCUUACCAUGAAAUGUUGUGAGAACUGUGGGAGCUAUUGCUAUAGUAGCUCUGGUCCCUGCCAGUCCCAGAAGGUUUUCACUUCAACAAGUGUCACAGCAUAUAAGCAGAAUUCAGCCCAGACCCCUCCAUAUGCCUUGGGGAAAUCAUUGAGGCCCUCAGCUGAAAUGAUUGAGACUACGAAUGACUCAGGAAAAACAGAACUUUUCUGCUCUGUUAAUUGUUUAUCUGCUUACAGAGUUAAGACAGUUAUUUCUUCAGGAGUCCAGGUUUCGUGUCAUAGUUGUAAAACCUCAGCAAUCCCUCAGUAUCACCUAGCCAUGUCCAAUGGAACUAUAUACAGCUUCUGCAGCUCCAGUUGUGUGGUGGCUUUCCAGAAUGUAUUUAACAAGCCAAAAGGAACAAGCUCUUCAGCAGUGCCCCUGUCUCAGGGCCAAGGAAGCCCGCCCUCUGGGUCAGUGGUGUCAGCAGGAGGAGGUAGCACCUCUGCCACUUCUGCAAGCAUCAUCAGUGGCUCUGCAGCAGCGGGCCACCAGUCUCCUGCCUCAGAGGCCCAGCAAGUUACUCCUGCGCAUGCAGUUGUUAAACUCAAGUGUCAGCACUGCAACCAUCUGUUUGCCACGAAACCUGAACUUCUUUUCUACAAGGGUAAAAUGUUUCUGUUUUGUGGCAAGACUUGCUCUGAUGACUACAAAAAGAAAAAUAAAGUUAUAGCAAUGUGUGACUACUGUAAACUACAGAAAAUUAUAAAGGAGACUGUACGGUUCUCAGGGGUUGAUAAGCCAUUCUGUAGUGAAGUUUGCAAGUACCUGUCUGCCCGUGACUUUGGAGAACGGUGGGGAAACUACUGUAGGAUGUGUAGUUAUUGUUCCCAGACAUCCCCUAAUUUGGUAGAAAAUCGAUUAGAGGGCAAGUUAGAAGAGUUUUGUUGUGAAGAUUGCAUGUCCAAAUUUACAGUUCUGUUUUAUCAGAUGGCCAAAUGUGAUGCUUGUAAACGACAGGGUAAGCUAAGUGAGUCCAUAAAAUGGCAAGGAAACAUCAAACAUUUCUGUAACCUAUUUUGUGUCUUGGAGUUUUGUCAUCAGCAAAUUACGAAUGACCCUGUUUCACAAAGAAAAGUAAAUAUUUCUAAGGCACCAACUGUUUCAGUGGCGCUCCCUUCUACAAGGACAAAUACAACGCCAGUUAUAACCAGUGUGGUGUCAUUGGCAAAAGUAUCUCCUGCCCAGCCCACAGGGAACACUAACAGUGUUUUGAAAGGUGCAGUAACUAAAGAAGCAACAAAGAUCAUUGAAGAUCAACAACUGCUAUUUUUGAAGAAGAUGAGCCAAAUGUGGAUGGCUGUUCCAUGGUGGCCAAAGAUGGACAGUGUAUCUUCACAUCAAGAAGAAAAUACACGGACAGAUGCCAUGAAACUUCCAUCUUCCCCGUCUUCCAGGCUUUUAAAGAACAAAGCAUUAUUGUGCAAGCCUGUCACACAGACCAAGGCCAUCUCUUGCAAACCACAUACACAACACAAGGAAUGUCAGACAGAUUUACCUAUGCCUAAUGAGCAAAGUGAUAUGGAACUUGAUUCUCCACCUGCAAAGAAAAAAAGAGUAGGUUUUUUCCAGACUUAUGAUGCGGAAUAUUUAAAAGUUGGUUUUAUUAUCUGUCCGGGAUCAAAAGAAAGUUCACCAAGGCCACAAUGCGUCAUUUGUGGAGAAAUCUUAUCUGCUGAAAACAUGAAGCCAGCAGAUCUUUCUCAUCAUUUGAAGACAAAGCAUUCAGAAUUAGAAAAUAAACCAGUAGAUUUUUUUGAACAAAAAUCUCUUGAAACGGAAUGUCAAAACAGUUCUUUUAAAAAGUGUUUACGAGUUGAAAAGUCACUUGUGAAAGCAUCUUACUUAAUUGCUUUCCAAAUUGCUGCCAGCAAGAAGCCAUUCUCCAUUGCUGAAGAAUUAAUUAAACCAUAUUUAGUAGAAAUGUGUUCAGAAGUUUUGGGUUCAAGUGCUGGAGACGAAAUGAAAACCAUUCCUCUUUCUAAUAAUACGAUUGGAUGCAGAAUUGAUGAACUGUCUGCAGACAUUGAAGAUCAGCUGAUUCAAAAAGUCAGAGAGUCAAAGUGGUUUGCCCUUCAGAUAGAUGAGUCUUCAGAAAUCUCAAAUAUCACUCUUCUUUUGUGCUAUAUUCGUUUCAUUGAUUACGAUUAUAGUGACAUAAAAGAAGAAUUAUUGUGUUGUAUUGAAAUGCCUUCUCAAAUAACUGGUUUUGAAAUAUUUGAACUAAUAAAUAAAUAUACUGAUAGUAAAUCUCUGGAUUGGAAACAUUGUGUUGGUCUCUGUACAGAUGGGGCUGUAAGCAUGACUGGCAGGUAUUCUGGCUUAAAGGAAAAAAUUCAAGAAGUUGCGAUGAAUACAGUGGCAUUUACACAUUGCUUUAUUCACCGUGAACAUUUAGCAGCAGAAAAGUUGUCUCCAUGCUUACAUGAAAUACUUUUGCAGUCAGCACAAAUUUUAAGUUUUAUAAAGAGCAAUGCAUUGAAUUCACGUAUGUUAACAAUCUUGUGUGAAGAGAUGGGGGCUGAGCAUGUGAAUUUACCACUUCAUGCUGAAGUACGUUGGAUAUCGAGAGGGAGAAUUUUAAAAAGAUUAUUUGAAUUACGACAUGAAAUUGAAAUUUUUCUAAAUCAAAAGCAUUCAGAUCUGGCCAAGUAUUUUGUUGAUGAGGAGUGGGUUGCAAAGCUGGCCUAUUUAUCAGAUAUUUUUUCACUUAUAAAUGAAUUAAAUUUAAGUCUCCAAGGAACUAUGACUACACUCUUCAACUUGUAUAAUAAAAUGGAUGUAUUUAAAGAAAAGUUAAAAAUGUGGUUGAAGCGCACACAGGAGAAUGAUUAUGACAUGUUCUCCUCAUUUUCUGAAUUCUCAAACUCAUCAGGCUUAAAUAUGAGGAGCAUUGCAAGCAUUGUUUUCGAGCACCUGGAAGGACUUUCUCAAAUGUUCAAUGACUGUUAUCCACCGGAAGACUUACGUUCAGGAAAUUUGUGGAUACUUAAUCCUUUUAUGAAUCACCAAAAUAGCAGUCUCACGGACUUUGAAGAAGAAAAACUGGAACAGUUAUCUUCAGAUUUAGAAUUACAAUCAGUAUUUAAAUCAAUGUCUGUAACUCAGUUUUGGAUAAAUGCAAAGACAAGUUACCCAGAACUUUAUGAAAAGGCAAUGCAAUUUUUAUUGCCUUUUUCAACUAUUUAUUUAUGUGAUGCUACAUUUUCGGCUUUGACUGAGUCAAAACAAAGGAAUCUGUUGGUUUCUGGCGCUGCCCUAAGACUUGCAGUCACAUCUUUAAUUCCAAGGAUAGAAAAAUUAGUAAAGGAGAAAGAAUAGUAAAUGCAUAUUGCUUAUUAUCAAAUUCUAUACUUUUGUGUUAAAUUUUGUAUGAGAUAAGUAUCCUAAAAUAUAAUUUCCUAAUGUGGAUAUGUGCUUUCAGUGAUUAAAUGUUUUAAUAAUUUUUC
Messenger RNA from Rhinolophus ferrumequinum (greater horseshoe bat), 4413 nucleotides. RefSeq names its product zinc finger MYM-type containing 6 (gene ZMYM6). Lineage: Eukaryota; Metazoa; Chordata; Mammalia; Chiroptera; Rhinolophidae. Bases 248 to 4285 code for a protein of 1345 amino acids. Gene Ontology annotation, molecular function: zinc ion binding. The transcript is spliced from 17 exons. The record is from RefSeq and is a predicted model, not a curated record.